ACCAACUAAAUCUUUAUUCUUUUCUGCUCUGGAAACUUGGUUUUAUAUUCAAUUAUUACAAAAGCCCUCUGGUUCUCUGAUAACUGAAGACAAAUAUGUUUCAGGUUAUUAUUAUUUUUUUUCUAUCAAUCAGGCUUUUAGUCUACCAUGGUGCUUGGAAUCAGUCAUCAAUAACCAAGACACAAUUAAAAGGGUUCGACAGUAUGUAUAAAUACUGACAGUAUGGUAAAAUAAUUAAUUAAUAUAUAGUCAUAAUUCAAGUCUUCCCUAAAAACAAGGCCCACUCAAGUACAUACGUUUAAAUGCAAUAACUAGAGCUUGCUUUAGACAUAUCAAUGAAAAAAAUUCCUCCAAAAGCAAAUCUGAAAGUAAGGAACAAUGUAUUUUGAAUAAUUUCUUGUUUGUCAAGACAGUGCAAUAUUUUCUAGAAUAAGUAAAUCAGGUGCAUGGUAGUACUUUAAUAUCAGUUUUUUGAUUUUGUUAUUUAUUUUUUAAAGACUGGAUUUAAACUCCUGAUAUAAAGCAGACUUUUAAUUUCCCGUUUUUCAAAGAUAAUAUUGAAAGGUCGCUUUCUAGCUUUUAAAGUUUUAAGAAAUGACUCAUUGUACUACCACUGUCUUACAGGCUUCAAAAUCAAAUAUCCGGUCAAUACUGUGCAUUUUGAUUUGGCAAACAUGUAUCCUUUUUAUGUGUUGUAAUGGAACUUAUUAUUAAGAACUUUUUAUUGCUAGUUCCCAUGUUUUAGUUAGUAGAUCUUCAGAACACUCCAUUAAAUAGAUAAAAAAGAACAUUGCAUGCUUUAAUGAAAUACACUGAAUGUGUCAGUUGUAACAAAAAUAUCUGACCAAGCUUCAUAAAAUAUCUGGAAAGUUUCUCAUCUUAUUGAUUUCAGAUUUAUCUUUAAAAUUUUAUUUAUAUACUUUCACCAUUUUCUAAUUACUAAAGAAGCCUACAUUCAGAGAGGGGCAUUCUCAAGGCUGCAGCCUUGCUCCCUAGAAAGACAGCAUGCAACCAAACAUUUGAGAGAUAUGUCUAAAUAAGGAUCCCUAAAUAAGGAUUGUUUCAGACUAAAACCAAAAAACGUUUUCCUCUCCAGUGAUCAAAAGCUGUGGAAAUUCUCGUGCCCAAAGAGACAGUGGCAGAGCAUUUGACUGAGAGCGCUGGAUGGCUUAAGGGUGGCUGGAAGCCUGUGUUUGACAAAGAGCUGAAUGCUCCAGGAAAAUGCCAGGGCCCCACCUUCUGGACUGUGGGCCCAGUGGAUCUGGUCUGGCUUGGUUUCAGCCCUGGUUCUAAGGAACCCUGGAAAACCUACUUAGUCCAGUUCCUUGUGAAGCACAACAAAAAGUCAAGUAAAUUCUAGGCUCACCAUAGAAUUUUUGAACAUCUCAGAUCAGCCUCAGAAGUGACUUUCAUUCAAGACAUAUUUAAUGAACACCUACUAUUUUUCAAGGCCAUGGAACUCCCAAUUCCCCCAAAAGAGAGUUUUUGUUUUUAUUGAUUUAUUUUCCCCUAGAGAAGUUAGAGAUCUUCCAUGGCAAGUCAAAGGUAUCAAAACUCACAGAGCGGCUAAGUGUUCCUCUCCCUGCUGUGAAAGCUAAACUUACAUUUCUUAGAAAGAGGAUCGUGUCAUCAUUUACUGUGUUCCUUAAAGUCUCCGAAUAUUGCCACUACAUGAUUAUAUUUUUCCCAUAAUGCCUUUUGUUCUUGUUUUUUAAACCUUUUUCCAAACUUGAAUCAAAAUCUACAUAGGGGCCGGGUGUGGUAGCUCGUGUGUAAUCCCAGCACUUCAGGAGGCCAACGCCGCCGGAGGAUCCCUUGAGCCCAGGAGUUCAAGAUCAACCUGGGAGACAUAGCUAGACCCUGUGGAAAAAAAAAAAAAAAAAAAAAAAAUCUGCUUGGGAACUAUGUUCCAAGGGUUUCCUGCAGAAACAGGAAUCGUUUCCAUGGUGUGUGUGUGUAGUCUAUAAUUUUGUCAAACUUUUGUGUGUGCUUUUAAUGGUUUAUGAGAACGUCAAUUAAGAACAUCAAAUGGUUUCCAAGAAAAGACCCUAGAGUAGAAAAUUACCAUAAAUAUCAAGAGAAAUGAGUAGAUGACCCCAGGAUCACUUUGAAGGAUGAAACAGGCUUUUAAAGGUCCUGGGCACACUGCACAGCCUAACAGCUUAUUAAAAACACUAAAACAAGACUUGUGACUUUAUUGCAUUGUUGUGACACCAGAUUCUAUUGUUUGGGUGUCCCCUCCUGUCUCCCACAAAUCCACUUCCGUAUGUCUGAAAAUCCGUAAUAGGUCUAAUGAUUAUCAAGCAAGGGAGGUCUCAAGAAUAUUGUACCUUGAGAAGUAUAAGAACUUCCCAGAGGUUAUGUUACCAUAAAAUAUCUAGUUUCUAGUGCUUAAAACAUUAAAUUGUUUGCAACAUAUUUUUCCGUACGUUAAUCAACAUACUUUGCGAUCCCUUAUUAAGUUCUAGCCUCUGCAACAAACGUGAAAAAAAGCAAAGACACAUAACUCAAAUGUGAGAAGCACGGAAAUUUCCUAGACCGCAGGGUUCGUUCUCAGUAGUCGGCAAUAAGCUGGCUUUCAGAGUCAGGAACUUGAGUUGAUAAAGUUGUUUUGGAGGAUGCCCCAGCUGUGUGAAGGUCCAUUUCGUUUUGCAUCUGAAGAGAAGCAAGCGAGACUCCCCUACAGGGAGUAAUGGUUCAGCGGGGCAAGGUUUGAAAACCCAGAGCUGGACAAAGGCGGGAACGCACGCCGCCGCGCCGGGGCUAGGGGUGCUGACGGCCCGCGCGGCUCGCGGGCCUCCGGGUUUGAGGCCUGGGGUCAGCCCUGCUCCGGGCUUCGCGCCCGGGCGCGGGUCAGAGCCGCCAACUUCGGGCCAAUCAGCGAGCGGCGUCCCGGCGCCCGCAGCUCCCAGGCCCGCGCCCCCCGCGCCCCCGCAGCAGGAAUGGCAGGAACGGAUCCGGGCCGAGCCCGACCCGGGACAAGGAGGGGCUGAGCCGCGGGGGAUCCUGGAAUCGGCAGGGAGGUGGGGAUUCUGGGAGGAAAACUCCAUUUCCUCCUUCUCUGCCGGUUUCUCCCCUCUACCCUGGCACCCCAAAUUUCGAUGUGUCGCCUGCCGGGCGCUAAGCGCCGGUGUUGAGAGAGGCGGCGGCCGCCGCGCCCGGGAAAAUGCUGGGCAUGUACGUGCCGGACAGGUUCUCCCUGAAGUCCUCCCGGGUUCAGGACGGCAUGGGGCUCUACACGGCCCGCAGAGUGCGAAAGGGUGAAAAGUUCGGACCCUUUGCUGGAGAGAAGAGAAUGCCUGAAGACUUGGAUGAAAAUAUGGAUUACAGGUUGAUGUGGGAGGUUCGUGGGAGUAAGGGAGAAGUUUUGUACAUUUUGGAUGCUACCAACCCACGGCACUCCAACUGGCUUCGCUUCGUUCAUGAGGCACCAUCUCAGGAGCAGAAGAACUUGGCUGCCAUUCAGGAAGGAGAAAACAUUUUCUAUUUGGCAGUUGAAGAUAUAGAAACAGACACGGAGCUUCUGAUUGGCUACCUGGAUAGUGACAUGGAGGCUGAGGAGGAAGAACAGCAAAUUAUGACAGUCAUCAAAGAAGGGGAAGUUGAAAAUUCUAGAAGACAAUCAACAGCGGGCAGAAAAGAUCGCCUUGGCUGUAAAGAGGACUAUGCUUGUCCUCAAUGUGAAUCGAGUUUUACCAGUGAGGAUAUUCUUGCUGAGCAUCUCCAGACAUUGCACCAGAAACCCACAGAGGAGAAAGAAUUUAAGUGCAAGAACUGUGGGAAGAAAUUCCCAGUUAAGCAGGCUUUGCAAAGACAUGUUCUUCAGUGCACAGCGAAAAGCAGUCUGAAGGAGUCUUCGCGAAGUUUUCAGUGCUCUGUUUGCAAUUCUUCCUUCAGUUCAGCAUCGAGUUUUGAGCAGCACCAGGAGACUUGCCGGGGGGAUGCCAGGUUUGUGUGCAAGGCUGACAGCUGUGGAAAGAGGCUGAAGAGCAAGGAUGCCCUGAAAAGACACCAGGAAAAUGUCCACACUGGAGAUCCUAAGAAAAAGCUUAUAUGUUCAGUGUGCAAUAAAAAGUGUUCUUCAGCAUCAAGCCUACAGGAACAUAGAAAGAUUCAUGAGAUAUUUGAUUGUCAAGAAUGUAUGAAGAAAUUUAUUUCAGCUAAUCAGUUAAAACGUCAUAUGAUCACCCACUCAGAAAAACGACCCUAUAAUUGCGAGAUUUGUAAUAAGUCUUUCAAGAGGCUUGAUCAAGUGGGUGCUCACAAAGUAAUACACAGCGAAGACAAACCUUACAAAUGCAAACUUUGUGGAAAGGGAUUUGCCCACAGAAAUGUUUACAAGAAUCAUAAGAAGACCCACUCUGAGGAGAGACCGUUCCAAUGUGAAGAAUGUAAAGCUUUGUUCCGGACCCCAUUUUCUUUGCAGAGACACCUGCUAAUACAUAACAGUGAGAGGACUUUCAAGUGCCAUCACUGCGAUGCUACCUUUAAGAGGAAGGAUACAUUAAAUGUUCAUGUCCAGGUGGUUCAUGAAAGACACAAGAAGUAUAGGUGUGAGCUAUGUAAUAAGGCCUUUGUUACACCUUCAGUGCUUAGAAGUCAUAAGAAAACACAUACAGGAGAAAAGGAGAAAAUCUGCCCAUAUUGUGGCCAGAAAUUUGCCAGCAGUGGUACACUCAGAGUUCAUAUCCGGAGCCACACAGGUGAGCGACCCUAUCAAUGUCCUUACUGUGAAAAAGGAUUCAGUAAAAAUGAUGGACUGAAGAUGCACAUUCGUACUCACACCAGGGAGAAGCCGUACAAGUGCUCAGAGUGCAGCAAGGCCUUCAGCCAGAAGCGAGGCCUGGAUGAGCACAAGAGGACGCACACUGGAGAAAAGCCUUUUCAGUGUGAUGUUUGUGACUUGGCUUUUAGCCUGAAGAAAAUGCUGAUUCGACACAAGAUGACUCAUAAUCCCAAUCGUCCCCUGGCAGAAUGCCAGUUUUGCCAUAAGAAGUUUACAAGGAAUGACUACCUCAAAGUGCACAUGGACAAUAUCCAUGGUGUAGCUGACAGCUAGUGGGGCUGUAAAGGAAUUAAACUAUUCAGAAGGGCUCCUAAUAUGAAUCCCAGAUUUUUCUCACCUGAUCAGCAUAACAGAAGUAGCCAAAAGUGACUUACUGGUCUCAUAGUUCUUAUUUGCCUACAUUUAGAGUCUGUAGAUGCAUAUGCAACCAAAAAAAAGUCUUACUUUUAACAAGAAAUGGUAUAAAUGGAAAAAAAAUACAACUCCAUAGCCUUGCAAAAUGCAACUUGUGCUCUGUCUUAUAAAAAUGGAGAAAGGAGUCAUGGCUCUCUUUCUUGGCCAUCCCUCUGUAAUGAAGUUUAUAAUAUACUUCCCUAAUAGGCCUUUUUAUUUUAUUGUUAUUCUUUGUGUGUCUGUGUGUCUGUGUGUCUGUAUGUGUCUGUGUGUGUGCACUCACUUGCAAAUGCCAGUUGUUGCAGCUGGUUUUACCAAUUUAAAUAGAAAUAAAUCAAGAUAUCCAACUAUUUCUUUGCAGAUGAGGGUAAGAAUAAGUUAUCAAAGUCUCAAGUUUGAUAGGAAAAUAAAUACUUGCUAUUUUAUAUGAUUUUGAAGAGUUUCAUGUCAGUGGAAUUUUUCUGAAUAACAUCAAACUUUAAACUCCAUUUUUUUUUUUGGUAACUUGGAUAGUUGUGCCUUGCAUUUUCUGUGUUAAUAUUUUUAGUUAUGGGGCUGUUUAAUGCAUGUUGAGCCAGGUGGGAAUGUGGCUAUUUUAUAAGACAAACCAAGAGCUGAGCUUAUCUAAUAGCUCUGUGCAACAAAUGAGUUUAAAAUAGAUAUUUGAUAACUAAAACAUCUAUUAAAAUAUUGCUCAUUUUAGAGGAUUCUUAGGAAACAUUAUUUAUUCUCAUCAUUCAGAUGCAGACAUUCAUGGUCUGGAAUACUUUUAUAAGUUCUACACAAAAAUGACCAUCACAUUUAAAUAUUCAGCAGGCUACCCCUCUUGAAUUUAGACCGUUUAGCUAUAGAAAUUAACAGUAUACCAAUAUACAUAAUUAAAAAUAGAAACCAAAUAGAUUCUCUGUAUUUGGCAACAGAGUGGCAGAACAAUAGUGGCAUUUCCACAUUUGUUAGGAUGAACAUAGCCCUUUCCCCUCUCCUUCCAUAAAAGUGCACAGAACAUGUUAGUGCAGAUACAGUCCUCAGAGCAUUAACAUUCCAUUUUGCAAACGACAUUUUCCAGAAUCUUGGCAGUAGGUAAUUCUGAAACACUUUUGAAUUACCUUCAAUCAUCCCAUAUAAUUAGGAAUCCAGAAUACAAAGUACAAACUUGGCAAUUGUUAUGAUUGAAAUUGUCACUGAUGCUUAAGGGAAAUUGAAGCAAGAAGCAUAAUUUCUUCCUUUAGGUUAUAUUUCAGCAAAAUACUUGACAGCAACAUACAAUGAACAGCUUGUUUGGAGAGAUGAUAUGAUACAAUGUAAUAGUGAUGUCAAAAUAACCUAGAGGAAUAUCCAAAAACCAGAAAAACGUUAAAAUGAAGCCCAACUCAUGAACCUCUCUAACUGAAGCCCAGUCGAAAGAAAGGAAGUAUAGUUUUAAGGAAGUUAUUUGGUUCUAAUGAGUUAAGGAGAAAGGUUAUCUGAGACACAGUUCUUUGACUUCAGGAAUCUCAUUUUAGAAUUAUAUUCAUGCCCAGUUCCAGUUUUAAAAAGAAACAUAAAGAUUCAAUGUAGACAUUUGAAUGUUGUAAAAUACUAAAUUUGAAACUCAGAAGAGAUAACUUUUAAAAACAUAAAUCCUAAAAUUAUAAUUUAGAAGAUAUUUAAGUAUAGUUAUAUGUAAUAUUUUGAAUCUGAAAUUAUAGAUUGUAUUUUAUAAAAAUAAAUUUUGGCCUUGUUUCUCACUAUAUCAUUUGUUUCAACAAUAUAUUUUUAGAUCUAAAGUGUUUUCAUUUUAAUAUGAUAGUGUGUUUAAUAUCAUUUGAAUAUAAAAAGACAGCUGUAAAAUUUGGUAGUGUGUAUUAUUUAAGCACAUCCUGUAUAUUUCUUUGAAUGCUGCUUUCUCUAUAUGGGAUGCUUUAUAUCCCGAUUAUGUGAUGAAUGUAAAACUUGAAAGGAGUCCAAAUUCCAAUUUUGUGUAAUCUCAGUGAGUCACAGUUCACAUGGCUGCUGGGGAAAUUACCCUGAAAACUGUGGUGUCGCUAUGCUGUGGAGUAAACAGACAGGGAAGAGGUGCUGGGCUUUAUCCUGCUGAAGGUUUAUAGACAUGGAAAUCUUUAGAAAAUGGUGUAGAAGAACCUACACCAGAGAGUGGUACACCACUCUCUCCUUUCAGAGGACUGAAACCAAAACAAGUCCUUAGUAGACUAUUUGUAUGCUGUAAAUUUUUAUCCAAAAGACAAGUAUUCAUGGGUAGUUUCAGAUAUAUUAACAUUUGCUUGCUAAAACUUUUAAAUUACUUAGUAAUAACCAAAAAAAGACACUAUUUUAGGCAUGAUUGAUCAAUUGAAAGCAUAGAUAAUCAUAGAGGAAAAGUCUUACAGACAAGCUGAAGUACAGGUACCUACUUUGAAAUGUCUUUUGUUUCCUGCUGUGAAAGAUUUUGGCUGGGGUAUUUUCUUGGGAAAAGACCAGACCCUUAGGUGCCUAUAAAGUCUAAGUAAUUGAGACUUAGAAAUUGGCUAAGUAAAUUUAAGAGACGUUCAAUAAUGUAGGUGGGUUCAGAUACCCUUUUAUAACUGUCUUCUUAGUGUAUUAACACUCAAGAUGUUUGUGUAUCUUUAAUUUGCCUGUGUUUCACAAUAACUGGCUUUUGUUUUCCUUUUCAUGGUGUGUUGUUGGCUAUAUAGAGGCAUUUAUUGGCAAAUUAUAAUCAGCAGUUGCACCAUGGAAGUAUUCUUGGUGAUAAAUUCUUGGGGUUACAUAGUAUAGUUAACAUGUUAUUUUCAAGAAACAUGAGUGUGUGUGUCUGUGUGUGUGUGUCUGAAGAGUAUCACUUAUAUGCAGUGCAUAUACAUGUAAGUGCAUUACUUUGCUCAAAUAUCUUCUGACCUAUUGCAGUCAACUCAUGCAUGAGUGUGAACAUGUAUUACAGAAGGUCUUACAACCUUAGUUUCUGUUUUAGAUUUUAUGUGCUGCUUCCUUUCUCAAACAAAAGCCUGAAAGGAAAGAGGAUAAGUACUAGAAAUAUUCAUUUUUUUCCUUCACAAAUCUAAAUGUUGCUUAUGAAAACUCAUCUUAGAGUAACGAAUAUGUGGAAGUGGGUAGGUAGGAGGAAAUGUGCCUCUUUAAAAUCCUAAAAUUUUACCAUUGCUAUUGACAUUUGUUUGCAUGUAUAUAAAUGGAGCAUGUGUAAAUAUAGAAUUCCACUAGCAUUUUUUAUUUUAUUAUAAAUCUAUAAUAAAUCUAUAUAAAUCAC
Messenger RNA from Gorilla gorilla gorilla (western lowland gorilla), 8420 nucleotides. RefSeq names its product PR/SET domain 5 (gene PRDM5). Gene Ontology annotation, cellular component: nucleus. Gene Ontology annotation, biological process: regulation of transcription by RNA polymerase II. The coding region runs from base 3167 to 5059 and encodes 630 amino acids. The transcript has 16 exons. NCBI's taxonomy places the organism in Eukaryota, Metazoa, Chordata, Mammalia, Primates, Hominidae. Gene Ontology annotation, molecular function: DNA-binding transcription factor activity, RNA polymerase II-specific; protein binding; RNA polymerase II cis-regulatory region sequence-specific DNA binding. The record is from RefSeq and is a predicted model, not a curated record.